Molecule: messenger RNA, 2340 nt
Organism: Ilex paraguariensis (yerba mate)
Lineage: Eukaryota; Viridiplantae; Streptophyta; Magnoliopsida; Aquifoliales; Aquifoliaceae
Source: the annotation of a GenBank genome assembly
CGCAAUCACAUUCUCUUUCCUCUCUCCAAAGUCGCGUUCACACACUCUCUCCCUCUCUCUCUCUCUCUUCAAUGUAACAACCCUCCUUUUCUCUCUCUCUCUAAAACCCUUUUAGUUUAGUGGUGUCUUCCAAUCGUUUUCGUAGAACCAGUUCACACUGCUGCUACUCACCCACUACACCACUGACCUCUGUUUUUCUCUCUGCGAAACUACCAUCUCUGCAUAUUCAACCCUAUAAAGUUUUGCAGUUAUUGGUCCAUUUUCUCUCCAUUUUUAGUUGCAUAGGAUUAUGAAGUAACUACUCUACUCUACACCUCUCUUGGAAGAUCCAUCUAUGUGGAGAAAUCACCCAUAGUCCUCUUUAUUCUCUCUCUCUCUCUAUAACUAACACAUUGUUGAUAUAUAUAUAUAUACAUAUCGAUAUAUAUAGUUCUCAAGGAUUUGAACCGAAAUGGAGAGAAAACAAGGGUUCUUUGCGGCUCUAAAAGAAGAAGUAGUUCGAGGUUUAUCGCCGGCGAGGUCACGUGGAAAGAGUCCAUCUCGGAGUGUGUCGCCGAUGUCCGGCCUGUUCCGAAGGAGGAACAGCAAACACUACGUGGCGAAUCCUGAGGCGUUGAUCGCGAGAUCGGGAAGUUUGAGGCCGGUGACUGAGACAUUAACGCCGUUGAUGGAGGGUCCGGAUCCGGAUGAGGGAUUCGGGGAUUCUAAGCGGGCCGGGUCAGGGUUGGGGUAUUGGGUGAAGGGACAGCUCUCGAGGUCUCCCUCGGUGGCUUCCAAUGGGUUGAGGAGGUCUGAUCUCAGGCUGUUGCUUGGUGUAAUGGGUGCCCCCCUCGCCCCGGUGCACGUUAGCACCACUGACCCCUUGCCACAUCUCAGCAUCAAGAGCACUCCUAUUGAAACGUCAUCUGCCCAGUACAUAUUGCAGCAAUAUACAGCUGCAUCCGGAGGGCAAAAGCUCCAAAACUCAAUUAGAAAUGCUUAUGCCAUGGGGAAGGUGAAGAUGGUAGCUUGCGAGUUUGAAACUGCGACAAAGGUUGUGAAGAAUAAGAAUGCUGCUAGAGCUGCUGAGUCAGGCGGAUUUGUCCUCUGGCAAAUGAAUCCGGACAUGUGGUAUGUUGAGCUUGCAAUUGGGGGAAGCAAAGUUCACGCAGGCUGCAAUGGCAAGCUUGUCUGGAGGCACACCCCUUGGCUUGGUGCUCACACUGCAAAAGGGCCUGUUAGGCCCUUACGUCGUGCCCUUCAGGGCCUUGAUCCAAGAACCACUGCUAGUAUGUUUGCAGAUGCCAGGUGCAUAGGUGAGAAGAAGAUUAAUGGAGAGGAGUGCUUCAUCCUUAAGCUUUGUGCUGACCCUCACACAUUAAAGGCUAGGAGUGAAGGCCCAGCAGAGAUCAUAAGGCAUGUCCUGUUUGGGUACUUCAGCCAAAAGACAGGACUUCUUGUUCACAUGGAGGAUUCCCAUCUUACCCGCAUUCAAUCCAAUGGCGAUGAAGCUGUUUACUGGGAAACAACUAUAAACUCUUUUGUAGAUGAUUACAAGCCCGUUGAAGGGAUAAUGAUUGCCCACUCAGGCCGUUCUGUGGUGACCCUUUUCAGGUUUGGCGAGAUGGCACUCAGCCAUACCAAAACAAGGAUGGAAGAAGCCUGGUCAAUUGAAGAGGUUGCAUUCAACGUUCCAGGCUUGUCACUAGACUGUUUUAUCCCCCCAGCUGAUUUAAGAUCUGGAUCCAUCAGUGAAACCUGUGAACUCCCUCAUGAGGAAAGGGGAAAGAGUGCAAUUUCGCUCGCAGCUCAUCGGGCUAGGGUUGCAGCAUUGGAGAAAACACGAGAGUGCAGCAGGGAUAAUUUGGUUUGGAAGGUGGAAGUCUAACAAAAGAUAGGAUCAAAUUAGGGUAAUUGUUUAUAUGACAAGGUAGUUGCUAAUGGACUAACACAUUGUGGGUUACAAAAGUAGGUGUUAGGUUGAUUGAGGAAUUUAGAAGUUUGGGUAAGCCUCUGUUAAUCUGUAAAUAGAGCAUAACCAUUCACAGGUCCUUUCUGAACCUGGAUGAAUAUUUAUACUCUCAGUGCAGAAUCCAACUAUGGAGUUGGUGCUCGUGCUUCCCAGUGAUGGAUGGAGCAAAUGGAGGUUUCUUUUUCGAAUUUUAGCUUCCAUGGAUGGAGGAAGAUGGUGAAACUUUAAUAGCAGAACCAUUGUCCUUGAAAUUUGAUUCUACUAAUUUAUUUUGCCUUAUAUGUAUACGGCUGUGGUGGUGAGAAGAACACUGCUUCAAAGAAUAGACUUUAAAAUCUUACUAGCUCUUUAAUUUGACGGCAUUUUUUGUGUGUCAUUUUAUUUGAUAG